AUGGUAUUGUAUAAUAAUAUAAAUAAUAGUGAUGCUGUCCAGCAAUGGAAUAAUUUACCAAAUGUUGUUUUAAUUGAAAUAUUUACAUUAUUAUCAGAUAGUGAUUUAUUAAAUACAUCAUCGACAUGCAUCAAUUGGCGUCGAAUAUUUUAUCAUCCAAAAUUAUGGUCAAAACAACGUUUACAGUUGAAAUUAAUUGAUCGUACAUAUAAUCUAUCAGCCUAUCGUUAUAAAAUGCAAAAUUUUUUAUUAUAUUCACAAUUAGUUGAAUUACGUUUUGAUCCAACACAAAUUUUGAUAUUAAAAGAAAUACUUCAAGCAUUUGAAAUAUUAGCAUGUAAUAGACAAUUAAAAUCACUGAUAUUAAGACCGAUAACAAGUUCAUCUUGUUUAAAUGAAAAAGAACAACCGACUGGCCCAUUAUGUGAUAAAAUUUUUCAUCUGUUAAAAGAUGUUAUUGAAUGCAGUCCUAAUUUAGAAGAAUUAUCAUUUGGUUGUUGGAUUGAAGCACUUCACAGUAUCAAUGAUCUUAUGACAAUAUUGAAUCAAUCUCGCCAUCAGACAUUGAAAUCACUUCAUCUUGCCUCAAUUAAAAAUAGUGAAACACAUUUCACUCCCGAUAUUUAUAUAUCCAGUGAAGUUUUUAGUCCAUUUCGUGCAUUACAAACAUUAAGUAUCGAUUCAACAUAUUUAACUGAAAAUCUAUUACAUUGUUUUGGUCAAUCACAACGUACGCCGUUAAAUAAACUUAUUGUGCAUGUUAGUGAAUUUCGCAGUGAUAUUGUUCAAAUCAAUGAUUCUGUAUGGCAAACAGUAUCAACUAAUUUACCUAACUUACGCGUUACCGUCCAUAUGAUAAAUGCGUAUGAAACAUUUCGAAAAUAUGCUAGAAUUUUACGUCCCGAAAUGCCACUUUCACACUUACGAAUGUAUUUUUGUUCAUCUUUAAAUGUUGAUAUGUUAUGUUAUUUAUCAAUUCACUAUCGUAAUACAUUAGAAUGCUUAGAUGUGAUGGAUAGUAUUACUGAGCCCGCGUUACGUUAUCAUAAUCCAUUUCGAACUGAACCCGAUCCAUUGGUCUUAUUAGCAUGGCAAUGUAAACAAUUGACAGAACUUAGUAUUCUUGGCUAUGAAGUAUUAGAAGUGAAUUUAUUAGCAAUAGCUAAACUUCGUCCACAAUUACGUACAUUAAAUGUAUGUGUCGAUUGUGUAAUGACAUUACAAUUUGGACGUUUACAAAAUCGACAUUUUUUUGAAGAUGAUGAUGGAGAAGAUGCAUUUGUCGACUAUGGACAUAUCGAUAAUUAUAUUCAAACGAUAAUUUCUGAGUCUGUUGGUUGGCAAUGGAGACCAUUACAAAAGCAUGAGUUACCCAUUGGUGUCUAUGAAUUUUGUUCACCAUUAGAAUUAUCAUGUCUCGAACAAAUUCAUAAUAGUUUCUCGUCUUCAUGA
This is a messenger RNA of Didymodactylos carnosus, 1452 nucleotides long. The record is from the annotation of a GenBank genome assembly. Lineage: Eukaryota; Metazoa; Rotifera; Eurotatoria; Philodinida; Philodinidae.